CUUCCCUUUAUCUACUGUUCCUUCGGAUUCCAAACAAGCCCUCAUCAACUUCUUUCUUCCUCUCUCUAUAUUCUAAAUUUCUAUUUAUACAACCCCUUCCCUCAAGUUUUACUGUUCUCUAUAAUUAUAUAUAUACACACACACAACCCGGUAUCUUAGCAAGAAGGAGGUUUUGUGAAAAAGAGAGAGAGAGAGAAUAAUUAAAAGGGCUUUCUUUGCCUUCUACUUUGUUGUCCAACAUAUUGCGAGAGAAGAGCUAUUCAAUUAUCUUCGUCUAUCUUUCUCCUUCGACCUCCUUUUAUUUUCCUUCUUAUUUCACCUCCCUCUUUCAGCUUGAGAUCAGACAUGUCGAGUUGCAGCAUCGAUGUUGCGCCUGAGCAACUCUGCUACAUCCCCUGCAACUUUUGCAAUAUUGUUCUUGCGGUGAGUGUUCCAUGCAGUAGCUUGUUUGACAUCGUGACCGUUCGAUGUGGGCACUGCACCAAUCUAUGGUCCGUGAACAUGGCCGCCGCGUUUCAGUCACUGUCAUGGCAAGAUGUUCAGGCACCCGGGCACUGCAAUCCAGAGUAUAGGAUUGACACUGGCUCCACCUCAAAAUGCAACAAUAGGAUUGCAAUGCGUGCACCCACCACUCAUGUAACUGAGGAGAGGGUUGUGAACCGGCCUCCCGAGAAGAGGCAGCGAGUACCUUCUGCUUAUAAUCAGUUUAUAAAGGAAGAGAUUCAGAGGAUCAAAGCCAAUAAUCCUGAUAUCAGUCACAGAGAAGCAUUCAGUACUGCUGCAAAGAACUGGGCACAUUUUCCCCAUAUUCAUUUCGGCCUGAUGUUGGAGAGCAACAAUCAAGCUAAGAUGGAGAAUGUCUCUGAGAAGCAUUUAAUGUCAAGGGCUGCGCUACUGAACAAAUGAAGGCUAUCUUAAUCAUAUCACAGGACUUCAGUUUAAUUUGAGUCUGUCAAGAAAACAAUGUCCUGACUUAUAAUGAGUUUUAAGGACAAUCAGCACUUUUUUUUUCCUUUCGCUAGUGUAUUGUCACUAUUUACUACUUGUUCA
Abrus precatorius (Indian licorice) is the source of this 1050-nucleotide messenger RNA. Its product is annotated as axial regulator YABBY 5-like. Lineage: Eukaryota; Viridiplantae; Streptophyta; Magnoliopsida; Fabales; Fabaceae. The record is from RefSeq and is a predicted model, not a curated record. Gene Ontology annotation, cellular component: nucleus. The transcript is spliced from 7 exons. Gene Ontology annotation, biological process: cell fate commitment; multicellular organism development; abaxial cell fate specification. Bases 346 to 906 code for a protein of 186 amino acids.